GAGUUGUGUAACUGGAGGUCUUUGCAAAGUGCCUCAAUAGCUACAAUGUCCGCGUUGCCGCUGCGGCUGCUUCUUUGUUUCGUGGUGGCGUCAUUAAGCGGACUCGCACAGGAUGUGCCGCCGUACACAGAGGAUUGCAGAAGUGGAACCUACCCACCCUCGGGCCCCACGUUCAAAGGAAAUGUAUCUUGGUAUACUGUAAAUCUGGACCAGGCACCACAGGAACGGUGGCAAAAGCUUAUAAGUGAAAAGAAAACAGCACUAAGCAUUUUAAUCCAGGCUAUUAAAGAUCUGGCAACGUCAUUCUUCCCAAGUGAAAAGAUAAUCAAGCUGGUAGAUACAAAACUGCCUCUCCUUAUUGGAACACUUCCUUGUCCAUUUGGUGAAGAGAUUAAAGGAAUCGCUGAUGCCUCUGGGCUGCCGUUAGGGGAGGUGAUGCUAUUUAACAUAUUUUAUGAAGUCUUCACAGUGUGUACUUCUGUUGUGGCAGAGGAUAAAUCUGGAAAGUUAUAUCAUGCCAGAAAUCUGGAUUUUGGAUUAUUUCUUGGAUGGGAUGUGAAGAACAAUUCAUGGAUGGUCACACAGUUAUUAAGGCCAUUGGUUGUUAAUGUGGACUUCCAGAGAAAUGGCAAAACGGUUUUUGUGUCCACAAGCUUUGCUGGAUAUGUUGGGAUGCUAACUGGAAUGAAACCUGGCAUCUUUUCUCUUACAAUGAAUGAGCGCUUCAGUAUUGAUGGUGGUUACAUUGGAGUCCUUGAAUGGAUCCUUGGAAAGCGGGAUGGCAUGUGGAUGAGCUUUCUGACUAGAAGUGUGCUAGAAAAUGCAACAAGUUACGAGGAAGCUAAAACUCUUUUAUCCAAAACAAAGUUGCUGGCUCCAGCAUAUUUCAUAUUGGGAGGCAACAAAUCCGAAGAGGGUUGUGUGAUCACACGUUCCAGGGCAGCCUGCCUUGAUAUCUGGGAGCUGGAUUUAAAAAAUGGAACAUGGUACGUCCUGGAAACAAACUAUGACCACUGGAAGGCGCCACUACCAAUUGAUAACAGAAGGGACCCAGCAAUGAAAUGCAUGCGAAGAACCUCCCAACAGAACAUCUCGUUUGGAACCAUCUAUGAUAUGCUUUCAACCAAACCUGUCCUCAACAAGCUCACAACAUAUACAACACUGAUGUCUGUGUCUGAUAACAAACUAGAAGCAUACCUGCGCAUCUGCCCAGAUCCCUGCAUGCCGUGGUGAGGAGAGAGCAACAAACUGAAAGUGGCUCAAAUCUGACCAAUGGGGUUGGGUGCUUUGUGGCUUACACAGAACAAAGGAGAGUUAUUGGUCAGAUGUUCUGGGUUGGACAACCUACUACUACUACUACUAUUAGACAUAAUCUGCAGCUUGAUCUUAAGAGACCAAAAGAACAAAUCAUGCCGUACUACUGAAUAUUGUGAUUUCUACUCUAUUUCCUAACGGAUCACAUUAAAAUGCUUCUGUUGGUUCAUAUACCUGCCAGCAUUAUCCAUCAAUAACAUAUUUGUUUUAAUCUAACAGUCAGGGAUGUUAAUUCUUGCUGCCGGCCAAUCCCAGGACUAUUAGCCAGUAGGGUUGACUCCUCAUUCCUUUAAUAUUAGCCACAUAUAAAAGCCUCAUGUUCCCUGGCAGGUUAGGGUAUGUACCCACAGUUUGGCUUUCAGUUACAUUGGUUUAGAAGUGCCUUUGAGCUCUGCACAUAAAGACUAGUAAAAUAGAAAUGUAAAUGCACACAGGCAGUCGUGACAAGCAUAAAAUCCAAUCCGUAUAAUCUAUGCAAACCUGGGCACCUCCAUGAGAAAUAUGAACAAGGUAUUUCAAUAUAACACAUUAUUAUAAGCCUAUUAGAAUGAAACUGUUUCCUAGCUGGAAGGAAAGUAUUGGACUUUUAUGAUCUAUUUUCAGGGUUAGAUUUACUAUAAUAAUAUAAUAUUGAAUUCUUUUUAAACUAAUAUUUAUUUCUUUCAAUGCAGAAAUGAUUUCAUGAUUGGGUGGAGUUUCUUUAAUAAAUACUCUUGUCUA
Molecule: messenger RNA, 2034 nt
Organism: Xenopus laevis (African clawed frog)
Lineage: Eukaryota; Metazoa; Chordata; Amphibia; Anura; Pipidae
Gene: asah1.L
Product: N-acylsphingosine amidohydrolase (acid ceramidase) 1 L homeolog
Biological process (GO): lipid metabolic process; fatty acid metabolic process
Cellular component (GO): extracellular region; lysosome
Molecular function (GO): N-acylsphingosine amidohydrolase activity; hydrolase activity, acting on carbon-nitrogen (but not peptide) bonds; fatty acid amide hydrolase activity
Source: RefSeq, marked provisional